Messenger RNA from Mobula hypostoma (lesser devil ray), 9879 nucleotides. RefSeq names its product ubiquitin specific peptidase 33 (gene usp33). Bases 490 to 3153 code for a protein of 887 amino acids. Lineage: Eukaryota; Metazoa; Chordata; Chondrichthyes; Myliobatiformes; Myliobatidae. Gene Ontology annotation, molecular function: zinc ion binding; cysteine-type deubiquitinase activity. Gene Ontology annotation, biological process: protein deubiquitination. Gene Ontology annotation, cellular component: cytoplasm. The record is from RefSeq and is a predicted model, not a curated record. The transcript is spliced from 26 exons.
GAUUUGGAGGCGGGGAGAUGUGUGAUUGGCUGAAGGGUUCGUAGGCCAGGGGCUGUGUGAUUGACAGGCACACUGAGGAGGGAUAGGUGUGAUUGGCAUCCGUGACCGGAGGCGGGAUGAGCUUUGAUUGGCAGCCGCGGCCGGAGGCGGGUGGAGCUGUGAUUGGCAGCUGCAGCCGGAGGCGGGCAGACCUGUGAUUGGCUGCCGCGGCCGGAGGAGGGCAGCUGUCCUAACUGGAUUGCGGAGAGCCAGCAGCGACAGGUCGACGAGAGGGGAUUGGCAAUAUUCCUUCGAUAUCCGUGUUGGUCUUUAUACCCUUGAUAGACUGCAGCUUGUCUCCUUUCUCGCACCAGGACCACCACCUUUCCAGGACUUGAAGGUAGCUGCAUGCUUCUCAAAAUAACUCAGAGACCCUCACCUACAGCUGUUCUCACUGUUGUAUAGGCAGUAUUGCAUCGAAAAGGGCUAUAGGAAGCUAUUGCUGUGAAGAUGUCACAUCUCAGUGAUUGUGUUCACUUGGAAUCAGUGGGUGAAGUGACAAAAGAUGAACUGAUUGAAAAGUCUCAUGGCACUUGUCAAGACUGCAAAGUUGGAGGCCCAAACCUCUGGGCAUGUUUGGAGAAUGGCUGUCCCUAUGUUGGUUGUGGAGAAUCCCAUUCGGAUCACAGCACGCUUCAUUCCCAGGAAACCAUGCACAAUCUCACUGUAAACCUCACCACCUUGCGAGUCUGGUGUUACGCAUGUAGCAAAGAAGUCUUUCUGGAUCGGAAGCUUGGACCCCCUCCAGUGCAAAAUGGGAGAAUACUUCAGGUUCCUGAAAGCCAGGACCUGUCUCCUGAGCAGUCAACAAAGGACCGCAAGACAAUAAUGGGAACUUAUCUAGAUGCAGAAGCUGAAUAUGAUGAUAUCAAGUCAAGAGGUCUCACUGGUUUGAAAAACAUCGGAAACACUUGCUAUAUGAAUGCUGCCCUUCAGGCUCUUUCUAACUGCCCACCUUUAACUCUGUUUUUCCUUGAGUGUGGAGGCUUGGUGCAGACCGACAAGAAACCAGCUCUGUCAAAAAGUUACCAGAAACUAAUGGCAGAAAUAUGGCACAAAAAUCGCCCUAGCUACGUUGUGCCAACUAGUCUGUUCCAGGGGAUUAAAACUGUGAAUCCAAUGUUUCGUGGAUAUUCUCAACAGGAUGCCCAAGAAUUUUUGCGCUGUUUGAUGGAUCAACUUCAUGAAGAACUGAAAGAACAAGUCACAGAACAGACUGAAGAUUCCCAGUGUGUAACCAUGGAAGAACAAAUGGAGGAAGAAAACAUGUCAGAUAAUGAAUUUCAGUCCUGUGACUCGUGUGCUGGCAGUGACAAGGCUGAUGGUGAGACCAACUCAAAGAUGUUGGUGGAAGAUCAGGGGGGAGACCUGGUGCACGAGGAACUGAAAAACCACACACCAGUAAAAGUCCGGCCACAAGAGAGAAACAUACUGCAUAAACUUUAUAACCAUGGCUCUGGAGAUGAUUUAGAUAAAGACAUGGACACUUCCACAGAGAUUACUGCUGACGUGUCGGUGCACAGUUCUUCGAGACCUAGUAGUCCUAUGCUGAAUGAAGCAAAUUCAAGGCUGUCCAGCAGCCCACCAAGAUCUUCUUCAGUGUGGGGAGGUCUUGCCUCCUCACACAAAAAAGUUGCCUCUUUUACACCACUGAAAAAGAGAAAACAAGCGAAGUACAAGAGCGUUAUCUCCGACGUCUUCGAUGGUACAAUUGUGAGCUCUGUGCAGUGUCUAACCUGUGAUCGGGUGUCCACCACCUUGGAGACAUUUCAAGAUCUCUCCCUGCCUAUCCCGGGUAAGGAAGACUUGGCCAGGCUUCAUUCCUCAAGUCACCAGAUGUCGUUGGUGAAAGCAGGGUCAUGUGGUGAGGCCUACGCGCCACAAGGUUGGAUUGCAUAUGUCAUGGAAUACAUUAAGAGUUGGUUCUGGGGUCCUGUUGUGUCCUUGCAGGAUUGCCUGGCUGCAUUUUUCGCUAGAGAUGAGCUUAAAGGCGAUAACAUGUACAGCUGUGAAAAGUGUAAAAAGAGAAGAUACAGGAGCUUGAAAGCCCGGAUGUCCAGACUUAAGAACAGGUUGAGAAAUGGUGUAAAAUUCUGCAAAGUGCUAAUGUUACCCGAGAUUUUAUGCAUUCAUUUGAAGCGAUUCAGACACGAACUCAUGUUUUCCACCAAAAUCAACAACCAUGUGUCAUUCCCAUUGGAAGGACUUGACCUUCAGCCUUUCCUUGCUAAAGACAGCCCUUCUCAAAUCACAACGUAUGAACUUUUAUCGGUUAUCUGCCAUCAUGGUACAGCCAGUUGUGGCCAUUACACUGCUUUUUGUCUAAAUGAGCUGAAUGGUCGAUGGUAUGAGUUUGAUGACCAAACUGUGUCGGAAGUGUCUGAGUCGACUGUGCAGAAUGCAGAGGCUUAUGUGUUGUUCUACAGGAAAAGCAGCGAAGAGAUGCAAAAAGAAAGGCAAAGAGUGACCAACUUACUGAAUAUGAUGGAGCCUAGUCUGCUUCAAUUCUACAUAUCACGUCAGUGGCUGAACAAAUUCAAGACUUUUGCUGAGCCAGGGCCCAUUAGCAACAAUGAGUUCCUUUGCAUUCAUGGAGGUGUUCCCCCUCGGAAAGCUGGUUACAUAGAUGAGCUCGUAGUGAUGCUGCCUCAGAAUGUGUGGGAUUAUUUGUACAGCAGGUUUGGAGGGGGGCCAGCUGUUAAUCAUCUCUACACCUGUCAAUGCUGUCAGAUUGAGAUUGAGAAGCUUGAAAAGCGAAGGAAGAUUGAACUGGAAAUGUUUGUACGGUUGAAUAAAGCUUUCCAAGAAGAAGAAUCACCAUCAGUUAUCUACUGUAUUAGCAUGCAGUGGUUUAGAGAAUGGGAAGGAUUUGUCAAGGGCAAAGAACAUGAGCAUCCUGGUCCAAUCGAUAACACCAAGAUAGUGAUUGGCAAGAACAACCAUGUUUCUUUAAAGCAAGGAGCGGAUUCCGGCCAAAUUUCAGAGGAGACAUGGAACUUCCUGCACUCCAUCUAUGGAGGGGGCCCAGAGGUCGCUCUGCGGCAGAGCGUCAGCCACCAGGAUGUGUCAUGUGUAGAAGAAAAAAAUGAGGUUGAAAUCCGCCCUGUCCAAUAAUGGUUAAAGGCAAACGUUAAAAAACUGAAACUGAGAUGAAUUAUGCUGAAGCUUAAGCAUUCCAGGAUGUGAGAUAUUUUCUGAAUAUAAUUCUUGCAGUGGCAUUACAGUAUGUGUUUGGGACAAUCACAAAGUAAUCCCUGUUUUGUAACGUAGUUUAAUGUAGGUUUCUGGUCUGCCUGUACUGAAAGAUGGAUGUGUUUUCUAGGUGAUAUCUGAUGUAGAUUUGGUUGUGAAAGGCCCAUGCACUGAAAGUGUACUAGUAUGAACCAAGUUGCUUAUAUUAAGUCAACUCAGGAAAGCACUGAUUUUUUUUUUGCACUGCACUGUGGAUAACACAUUGAAAAUUGCAAAUGCCUUGUCCUUGUGACAGUAAGCAGGUAAGAGAAUAUUCCUGAGAGCUCACAACAAUUAUAAACAUGAGUCGAAGUAUAAUGUCUAGGCCAAGUUAACUCAUGCACACAUUGAUAGAAAUUAUAAUAUUCAGCCCAUUAUUCUUUAUUCAUUUCAUAAAGAAAGCCAUUCGGCCCAAUAUUUUCAUGCUAGCUCUUCAAUUGGAUAUAACUUGCUUUCUCUACCUUCUGUCAAUGGCUAUUAAAUUUCAGUAAUAUUGCCUCUCUCUUGGUAUAAUAGGUUUCUAAAUUAUAGGGAGAGUGAGCACGUUUCUAUUCAUCAAUUUGUAAACCAAUUGUAAUUAUCUUUCAUUGUUUACAUCCUUUCCAAUUUUCUUUUUUAUGAAAACUUGUUAAAUUAGUGUGUAACAUUCAACCAUUCAUGAAUAUAGCCAAGCAAAACAGUUCUUUUCAUGCCAAGGUACAAAACAUAUUAUCAACAGCACAUAGCACAUAAAGCCUCUAUGAUUACGAGAACAAAAAACAAUACAGAAGAAAAAUAAUAUAGCUCAAAUCUCUGAAUGGCAUGACCUGUAAAUUGAUGGUACAUGGGAUGUUGUCCUGGUCCAGCUUAUUGAAUUACUUUGACUAUCUUCUUUGCUGUAGAACCACUCCUAAAUUAAUUAACACUCAGUUACUGUCAGUUUUGUCUGAGUUUUACGGUUGUGGAUUCAAACUCCCCUCUGGAGAUUUUAACAUCCAAUUUACACUGCUGUACUGUUGGAGGUGCUAUAGAGGUACCAGUACUCUAGGCAAAAGAUCAACCCUAUGCCGGGACAUUCUCUCAACAGCCCACUCUGGUGUACUGCUGAGGGAAUUGAGGAUGCUGUCCUCCUACAAGACUGUCAACAUCUGUCCCACAUCCAAGAUCUAAAGAUCCCAGAAUCCUGACCCAACCAAUUCCAUUAAAUCCAUAUCAGCAUUUGUGUAUACUCUGCUAAGAAUGCAUUAUUUUAAAAGGAAUUUUCCCUAAGUAAAGCAUUUUGGGCUGCUUGAGAGGAGAUGUCAUUUUUUUUUACCUCAGCAACAUAUUUAGCUGCAAUUUUCCCACACCAAUUUUCUGGCAUAUUUGCUUUUAAAGAUCAUAAAAUACACAUGUUCCCUUCAAUGACAUCUGUGGACCUGCUAACACCACAUUGGCAGGCAGAGAAUGGCCAGCUGCUCCAUAAAGUUUGCUGACCCUCAUGGAUGGAGCCCCCAGCCUUAGAAAUACUUCCUCUUGGCAGCUCGCUGAAGCAAAACUUGUUUUAACACCAUAAGUUUACAGAUUUCACACUCCACCUUCAGAAUAAUCAAGAAAGGUAAACUCAGUGCAUCAGCCUUUCAUUUGUGGUUGAGUUCGGUUCAGACUCUGAGUAUAAUUCUUGUGUAGUUUCUCAGGAAUAUUCCACUAAAAAUGCAGGUGAUUCUUCACUAGGCAAACACUAUGUAGCUGUUGCAAAAACAAGCCUGAAGCACGUUAAACUGACUAAUUAUUCUUGUGUGACAACCUUGAGUUGAUCCUUUAAAUAUCAGUCUCCUUAGCAUGUGCCUCAGAGGAAUGUUCCAUCAAUUUCGAACAACAUGUUAGUAGGAAUGUAACACUUUUCUUUCCAACAGGUUUAUCCCUUGAGCGUUUUUUGUAUUAAUUUAUUUUUUAAAUGCACCUGUAAAUCUCAACUGCAACUGUGACUGAUUUAAGUUUAACUUGCACUUUGUAGAAAUGAUGAUGAUCUUACUGCAUUUUUUUAACGAAUAAUCAUUUGUAAGGAUUGUAUGAAUAAUUUAAUUGUACAUUAGCAGAAUCAGGCUCCAGCAGCAUUUAGAAUGAAGCACUCUCCCUCUCACCUGUGCAUGUCGUUUGACUUUAGAAUCAUAAAUGUGAACACGUGCUGCACUGAUACAAAUCUGGAACUGUGGAAGUAAAGUUGGAAUGCAUAAGUAGAGAAUGUUUUCUUUGCCUUUCAAUCCUUUACAGUAAUGUUCAAUAAAUAAGUGACAUGAGCUCUUCCCCUCCCCCUCUAUUUACACUUUGAUAUUCUGACUUUCUCUUGCGUCUCUGGUUAUCCCUGACAAGUAUAUAUCUACACCGGGUGUGAAUGAACAGAAAGCCCUGGGUGUAUUGUUUAGCAGCAGUUGAUGUUCUAGGGUCAUAGAGCCAUACAGCACAGAUACAGGCCCUCCUGUCCAACCAAUUCAUUCCGACCACGGUGCCAUCCGUCUAGUCCCAAUAUCCUGUGUUGGCAGUCCACCAUAUCCAACAAUGACAGGAGACCCGUGUGGGAGAGUUUUAAAAGUGGAAAAGCCGAUGCACUAGGGCAGUUCAGUCUUACGAUCUCAGAGUCCAGUGGCAUGAGCAGCCGUCACAAACCAAGGUAUUCCUUGGUUGCAGUGGAUGACCAUGACUACACCUGUGCUUUGUCAUGCCCUUCGCUCUGCACAGAGCAUUACAGAACAGUCUUCUUGGCUGUUGGAUUUCACUGUUGAUCUCAUCCGCCCAGUUCACUGCUAGAACAGGCAUGUCGCUAUCUCACCAGGGUAUGAGGUCCACCAGCUAUCCUCACCUAGUUUAGCCCGCCUGUUGAAACGGUAUACUAGACUGUGGCCGCUGUCACAUGCAAACAGCUACUUAGAGCCACAGGUGAGAGCUGAGUGUCUGGUGAGGACCAAAGGUGAGUGAGCUGCCCCAGAAUGGACAUGACAAGCCCCUUCACCAGAGCUGCUACCCUUCCCUGGACAAUUCAUGCACCCCCCACAACAAUUUCCUAUAUUUCACUGAUAUCCACGACAUCCCCACCCAAGACCAGCCUCUCCAUAUACCUAGCCAAGUGCAUCUUAAAUGAUGACUGAUUUAGAUAGGGUGAAUAAAGAGAACUAGUUCCCAUUAGUAUGUAUUUCAAGGACCAGAAAGCUGAUUUUCAAACAUUCCAGGCAAACAAUUCAUCAAGGAUAUGAGGAAUAUUUGUAAAAUCUGGAGCUUGUUGCCACUAUGGGUGGGAUAAACUGAAUUGAUCAAGGUUGCCAAAAGUUGACUGAAUAGGCUACUAAGAAAAACAAUUUGCAGGCCUGUGAAAAAGUAUAGGAGAAUAGCUGCCCUAAGAGUCAUCAGCGCUUUGAUGGGCUGAAUGGACUUCUGUAUCAUAACAGUUCCGAGCCACAUAGGUCAGGCCAUAUCUGGCGAGAGAAAUGGUUAACCCUUUGGCUUGGUGAUUAAAGAUGCAGGAGGUGACUAGGCAAACUGAGAACAUUACAGUGUCAAAGAUCAAAAGUAAAAUUAUUGUCAAUGUACAUGUGUGUAUGUUGCCAUAUACAACCCUGAGAUUUGUUUUCUUGCAGACAUGCUCAGUAAAUCCAAUAACCAUAAUAAUAGGAUCAAUGAAAGACCACAUCUAGCUGGGUGACAACCAGUGUGCAAAAGACAACAAAUCGUGCAAAUAAAAAGAGAAAAGGAAACAAUAAUAAUAAAUAAGGAAGCAAUAAAUAUUGAAAGAUAAAGUACCCUUUAAAGUGAGUCCAUAGGUUGUGUGAACUGUUCAGUAAUGAGACAAGUGAAGAUGAGUGAAGGUAUCCCCUUUGGUUGAAGACCCUGAUGGUUGAGGGGUACUAACUGUUCUUGAAUCUGGUGGUGUGGAUCCUGAGGCUCCUGCAUCUGUUUCCUGAUUGUAGCAGCAAGAAAAGAGCAUUACCGGGAUGGUGGUGGUGUGUGGGGAGUGGUUUCUGAUGAUGGAUACUUCUUUCCUGUGACAAUGCGCUAUGCGGAUGUAUUCAUUGGUGUGGAGGGCUUUACCCAUGAUGGACUGGGUUGUAUUCAUUACCUUUUGUAGGAUUUUCUGUUCAAGGGCAUUGGUGUUUCCAUACCAGGUUGUGCUGUAGCCAGUCCAUAUACUCUCCACCACACAUCUAUAGAAGUUUGUCGAAGUUUUACAUGUUAUGCCAAAUCUUUGCAGGACAGGUCCUCUGAAAUGAUAGCACCAAGGAACUUAAUUACUGAUUCUCUCCACCUCUUAUCCCCUGAUGAGGACUGGUUCUUGGACCAACAGUUUCUUCCUCCUGAAGUUGAUGAUCAGCUUCUUGGUCUUGCUGACACUGAGCAAGAGAUGGAUGUUGUGACACCACUCAGUCAGAUUUUCAUCCUUCCUUCUGUAUGCUGACUCAUCGCCACCUUUGAUUCGGCCAAUAGCCAUGGUGUUAUCAGCAAACUUAAAUGUGGCAUUGGAGCUGUGCGGAGCCAUACAGUUAUAAGUGUAAAGUGAGAAGAACAGUGAGCAAAGCCCACAGCCUUGUGGUACACCUUUGCUGAUUGAGGUUAUGGAGGAGAUGCUGUUACCAAUCUGAACUGACUAGGGUCUGCAAGUGACUAAAUCCAGGAUCUAAUUUCACAAGGAGUACUGUAUUGAGGCCAAGGUCUUGAAGCUUAUUUAUUAGUUUAGAGGGGAUUAUAGUAGUGAAUGAUGAGCUGUAGUUGAUAAUGAGCAUCCUGACAUAUGCAUUUUUGCUGUCCUGAUGUUCCAGGAAUGAGUGAAGAACCAGUGAAAUGGCACCUGCUGUGGACCUGUUGUGCCAGUAGGUAAAUUGGAGUGGAUCCAAGUCGCUUCUCCAGACAAGUAGAAUUUAUUGUCAUUUAACUAUAUACAUGGAUACUGCCAAACAAGACAACGUUUCUUCAGACCAUGGUGUAAUGGACAAUACAAAGAUGCGUGGCGGGGGGGGGGCAGGUAGUUUUGUCGAAGCAAAGAGCUACAGAAGGGCUUAGAUUAGGAAACUGGACAAAGAAGUGGCAGAUAGAAUACAAUGUCGAGAAGUGUACAGUCCUGCUCUUUGGAAAAUAAAUAAAAGUGUAGACUAUUUUCUAAAUGGAGAGAUAAUUCAAAAAUUUGACAUGCAAAGAAACUUGGGAAGUCCUCAUGCAGGAUUUCCUAAAAGUUAAUUUGCAGGUCGAGUUGAUGGUGAAGAAGGCAAAAGAAAUGGUGGCUUCCAUUUCAAGAGGACUACAAUAUAAAAGUAAGGAUGUAAUGUUGAAACUGUGAGGCCUCAUUUGGAGUAUUGUGAGCAGUUUUAGGCCCCGUAUCUAAGAAAAACUAAGGAUUCAAAUUAGGUUCACAAAAAAUUUUCUGGGAUUGAAAGGCUUGGCAUAUAAGGAGUGUUUGAUGGCUCUGGACCUCUACUCACUGGAAUUCAGAAGAUGCGGGUGACCUCAUUAAAAUCUAUUGAAUGAUGAAAGGCCUCGAGAGAGAGUGUAUGUGGAGAGGAUGUUUCCUGUCGUGGGGGGAGUCCAAGACUAGAAGUCACAGCUUGGAAAAGAGCGUCCAUCCUUCUAAAAUGAAAAGGAAGAGGAAUUUCUUUAGCCAGAGGGUGACGUAUCUGUGGAAUUUGUUUCCACAGGCCAAGUCACUGGGCAGAGGUUGAUGGAUUCUUGGUUAAUCAGGGCAUGAGGGGAUAUGGUUAGAUUCGAUAGAUUCUGGCAUUGUAACGGGUGAGUGGAAAACUGUAAAUGUUACUCCGCUAUUUAAGAAGGGUGGAAGGCAGCAGAAAGGAAGCUAUAGACCUGUUAUCCUGAUAUCAGUGGUUGGGAAGUUGUUGGAAUCGAUUGUUAGGGUUGAGAUUAUGAAGUACCUGGAGGCACAUGACAAGAUAGGCCAAAGCCAGCAUGCUUUACUGAAAGGAAAACCCUGCCUGACUAACCUACUGCAAUUUUUUGAGGAAAUUACAAGCAGGGUAGACAAAGGAGAUGCAGUGGAUAUAGUGUACUUGGAUUUUCAGAAGACCUUUGACAAGGUGCCACACAUGAGGCUACUUGGCAAGAUAAGAGCCCACGGAAUUACAGGGAAGUUACUAACGUGGGUGGAGCAUUGGCUGAACGGCAGAAAACAGAGAGUGGGAAUAAAGGGAUCCUAUUCUGGCUGGCUGCUGGUUACCAGUGGAAUUCCACAGGGGUCAGUGUUGGGACCACUGCUUUUUACGAUGUAUGUCAAUGAUUUGGACUGUGGGAUUAAUGGAUUUGUGGCUAAAUUUGCUGAAGAUACAAAGAUAGGUGGAGGAGCGGGUAGCGUUGAGGAAACAGAGAACCUGCAGAGAGACUUAGAUAGUUUAGGGGAAUGGACAAAGAAGUGGCAAAUGAAAUACAAUGUUGGAAAGUGGAUGGUCAUGCACUUUGGUGGAAGAAAUAAAUGGGCAGUCUAUUAUUAAGAUGGGGAGAGAAUUCAAAAUGCAGAGAUGCAAAGGGACUUGGGAGUCCUUGUGCAGGAUACCCUAACUGUUAACCUCCAGGAUGAGUCGGUGGUGAAGAAGGCAAAUGCAAUGUUGGCAUUCAUUUCUAGAGGUCUAGAAUAUAGGAGCAGGGAUACUCCAAGUGUGG